Messenger RNA from Ricinus communis (castor bean), 926 nucleotides. RefSeq names its product factor of DNA methylation 4-like. The transcript has 2 exons. The coding region runs from base 173 to 856 and encodes 227 amino acids. NCBI's taxonomy places the organism in Eukaryota, Viridiplantae, Streptophyta, Magnoliopsida, Malpighiales, Euphorbiaceae. Gene Ontology annotation, biological process: gene silencing by siRNA-directed DNA methylation. The record is from RefSeq and is a predicted model, not a curated record.
CAAUGUUUUCUGUUAACUCGCAGAGAACAAGGAAGAAACAAGAUGAAAGAAUUGGUUAGAGAAAGAGCUCGCUGCUAAAAAAACAAGAAUCAUCGAACUAGAGAAAGAAGGAAGUGCAAGGUCAGACGAAGAGGACAAGAAGAGGAUUCAGCUGUUGGAGAAAAAGAAGGUAAUGCUGGAAAAUGAAAUGAAAGAGAAGGACGAGAAAGUGAGAGAUUUGGAGGCUCGUUGUACUAAGGAAAGAAAAGCUAAUGAUCAAUUUCAGGAAGCUCACAAGGAGUUAAUUCGAGUAAGCAAACAAAUCUUAGAAAAUAGUUUCAGACCACAUACAUUAGAAUGCAUGCAUCAUGUCAUGAUCUACUGCUGCAAUUCGAUGUGUCUUUUAAUACAGGGUUUUGCAGAAUUUCCUAGCAGCCGUGCAAACAUUCGUACAAAGAGGAUGGGGGAGCUUGAUAGCAACCCAUUUUACGCAACUGCCAAGAGAAAAUAUGGCGAAUUCGAGGCUGAAGAAAAAGCUACGGAGUUAAUUUCGCUUUGGGAGGAGCUUCUUAAGGAUGAAUGUUGGUAUCCAUUUAAAAUGCUGCAGGACAAAACAGGAGAACUGAAGGAAGUGAUAGAUGAAACUGACAUAAACCUGAAAGAUCUUCGCAAGGAAUACGGUGAACGAGCAUACGAGUCUGUGACAAGAGCCCUGCAGGAAAUUAACGAAUAUAAUCCGAACGGUAGGGAACCGGUGCUUGAGCUCUGGAAUUUCAAGGAAGACAGGAAGGCAGCAGACAUGAAAGAGGGCGUGGCACACCUGCUGAAGCUGUGUAAAAUAAGAAAUGCGAAGGCCAAAUAUGAAGCAAGAAAAUGAAGCUUCUUCUGAUGUAUUAUCGUAACCUCCUUUGGGUUUCCUUUUGCUCCAGCUUACGUAUAAAAAGGCU